GCCGGGAGAGGCAGUUGAGGAGCGUGGAGUGCAGCAUGAGGGUGUCCGGCGUGGCGCUGCACCACCACCAUCACACACAUUCACGCCGCCCCACCACACACCCAGCGUCCUUCCUCUCCUGAUGGUUCUCACUCCCCACCUGUGACUAUGGUAAUUUCAAUGCCACGAAACAACAGAUCCUCACAAUAAGGCGUUUUAUUGUGUGUGUUUAUACAGACUUGAACUAAAUAACACAAAAGACGCCACAGGGGGGGAUACUGAACUAGUUAUCAUGAAAACCCCAACUGAAGAAGAGGUCGUCGAUAGAUGAGACAAACCCCACCAGAAAAACAAUCUCGCAGACGCAGAUGAUUUAAAGAAAAGCUGACAAGAAUUCAUUAGGUUAUCAGACAGACCCAAAGACAUUAUUCUCAGCGGAAAUAAAAGGAAAUAAAAGUAGAGGAUAUUGUUUGUGGCAUAGCAAGAGUGUACAGUACAGGAGAACGUCAGCUUUCCCGUGAGGUCUGGACUCUCCCCAACCGUCCAGGAAAGCUCUCGGGACUGGGCAGUGAUCCAAGUGUAUACCUGCAGCACCACGACACCCAACGUGAAGAUGAUGGAGGUGUUGGUGACGGUAGUGCUGGCGGUGUGGUGGUGCGGGCAGACACACGCUGCGGGAGACACCAUCAUCUACAACCCCCCUGCACACGGCGGCCCGCCAGCAGAAGUGCAGAGGAUGCUUCAUCUCCGCGGCACGCAGACCCAGACCGCUGAUACUGGCCACGUCCUCACCACAAUCAGCCACGACUCACCACCUCACAGCACCCCGUCCAGGUCUCCUCCACGCCUUCUUAUUUCUACUGGGGACCUUCCAGAUACCAAGACGACUACCGGUGAAUUUUUAGACACUCAGACGUCUGUUAGUAAAUUUUUAGAAACCCAGACAACUGCUAGUGAAUUAUUAGACACCCAAACGUCUACGAGUGAAUUAAUAGACACUUACACGUCUACUGGUGAACUUUUAGACACCCAGGCGUCUACUGGUGGACGUUUAGACACCCAGACGUCUACUGGUGGACGUUUAGACACCCAGACGUCUACUAGUGAACUAUUAGACACCCAGGCGUCUACUAGUGGACGUUUAGACACCCAGGCGUCUACUAGUGGACGUUUAGACUACCAGACGUCUACUAGUGGACGUUUAGACACCCAGGCGUCUACUAGUGGACGUUUAGACACCCAGGCGUCUACGAGUGGACGUUCAGAAACCCAGACGUCUACUAGUGGACGUUCAGACACCCAGACGUCUACUAGUGAACAUUUAGACUCCCAGACGUCUACUAGUGGACGCUUAGACUCCCAGACGUCUACUAGUGAACAUUUAGACUCCCAGACGUCUACUAGUGAACAUUUUGACUCCCAGACGUCUACUAGUGAACUUUUAGACUCCCAGACGUCUACUAGUGAAUAUUUAGACUCCCAGACGUCUACUAGUGAACAUUUAGACUCCCAGACGUCUACUAGUGAACAUUUAGACUCCCAGACGUCUACUAGUGAACAUUUAGACUCCCAGACGUCUACUAGUGAACUUUUAGACACUCAGAUUUCUGCUGGUGAACUCUCAAGUACUGAAGCCUACCCCAGUAUCCCGGACAUUCUGAUGACGACUGGUGACCUCGACGCAAAGGGAUCAGAUAACACUCCAUCAUACUUUCAGACAGAUCAGCCAGACAUUCAGACAUCUUCGGAUGACCUUCCAGACGAUCUUACGACAACCCUUCCUAUUUUGACGACAGAAGCGUUCGAUCUGUCUACCAUUUUUGGGGAAAGUCACAGAGGACUCUCUCACACGACCCUGGCAGUUGAGACAACAACGAGAGGUGAAGUUGACAAGGCCGGGAAGAUCGACGAGAGUAAGAUAAUGCACAACGAAGACAAGACGGUAAAGAAAGAGCGGAAGACGAAACUGAAGGACACUGUGGACCAUAUGGAAAAUACGCUUUACUUCGCCUUUAAUGAUGACAAGAAUAAAAACAGCCAACUGAGAGGCCCACUCGGAAGGUCUGUGGAGGCCCGAGCACCAUCUCUGGCUGACUACCCGGUCGAGCACCGCGGAGGCCACAAUGACCUGUACCAGUACAACAUCCAGGACCACCAGAGAGGCGUGUACCAGUACCACUUCCGGGACCACCAGUCAGGGUCGUACAAAUUCGGGUACAGCGGCAACAAUCAGUGGCGUCACGAGGAACGACGUCCUGACGGUGCGGUGCUCGGCCGCUAUGGGUGGCACGACGCCGCAGGGAAGCAUCACGUCACCCACUACGUCGCCGACGCCUGGGGGUACCGCGUGAUCCAGCCCGGUCAGCGGGUAAAGAUCCACGUCGUUCCGCCCACCACCACCACCACUCCUACUACCAAGAGUUCUCCCACGCUCACACGCCCAUCCAACACUCGUCCGCUGACCACACGCCCACCUUACUUUCGUCCGUCGUCCACACGCCCACCCUACACUCAUCCACCGCCCACACGACCACCCUACACUCAUCCACCGCCCACACGCCCACCCUACACUCAUCCACCGCCCACACGCCCACCCUACACUCAUCCACCGCCCACACGACCACCUACACUCAUCCACCGCCCACACGCCCACCCUACACUCAUCCACCGCCCACACGCCCACCCUACACUCAUCCGCCGCCCACACCCCUACUAUAUUCUCGUCCGUCACCCAUCACGCACCUACCUUUUUACACACCUACGUCGCCCACCACGCACCAACCAUCCUACACGUUUCCGCCGCCCUCCACGCGCCGACCACCCAGCACAUCUCCACCACCCACCACAAGCCGACCACCCUCCACGUCUCUGACGCCCAACUUGCGACGAUCACCCAGCACAUCUCCGCCAUCCUCCACGAGCCGAUCACCCUCCACGUCUCUACGCUCAACACGCGCCGACCACCCAGCACGUCUCCGCCACCCUCCACGAGCCGACCACCCUCCACGUCUCUGACGCCCAACACGCGCCGACCACCCAGCACGUCUCC
Molecule: messenger RNA, 3028 nt
Organism: Homarus americanus (American lobster)
Lineage: Eukaryota; Metazoa; Arthropoda; Malacostraca; Decapoda; Nephropidae
Product: mucin-22-like
Exons: 5
Coding region: 593-2851 (752 amino acids)
Source: RefSeq, a predicted model, not a curated record